UAGCUGUUCGCUCCUAAGGGAGAAUUCCCGCCGGAGCCGGAGCCGGAGCCAGAGCUGGCUUGUCAAUGCGUAGAAGUUUUCGAGCCCUAGCCGGACAUGGCAGACGAGACCCCCAAGAAGGGGAACUUCUCGGCUCUCGUUGGACACACCAAUGGCCUCACGAAACCUGCUUCCCUCGCGGCAGCCGCCGCAGUCUCCACGAAACCUGGGGGCGGCAGCGGCUCAAAGAAAUUAGUGAUCAAAAAUUUCCGAGGAUUCUGUGCAAGCUCUCUGUGGCUGUUCAUCGAGUCGCUUUCAAACUUGAACAUCACUUUUGUCCAGCCACUAGGCGGUUUUGGACCCUGGACACCUUUCAGGACAGACCUAAAUUGCCUGAUAAUUACACUCAAGAUACAUGGCAGAAGCUUCAUGAGGCAGUGAAAGCCAUACAAAGUAGUACUUCCAUUAAAUACAACCUGGAAGAGCUCUACCAGGCUGUUGAAAAUCUUUGUUCUCACAAAGUUUCCCCAACACUCUACAAACAGCUACGUCAGGUUUGUGAAGAUCAUGUCCAAGCACAAAUCCUUCAAUUUAGAGAAGACUCACUAGAUAGUGUUUUAUUUUUAAAGAAGAUUAACACAUGCUGGCAAGAUCAUUGCAGACAAAUGAUCAUGAUUAGAAGUAUUUUCUUGUUUUUGGAUCGUACUUAUGUACUUCAAAAUUCCAUGCUUCCUUCUAUAUGGGAUACAGGAUUGGAACUAUUUAGAAACCAUAUUGUUAGUGAUAAAAUGGUUCAGAGUAAAACUAUUGAUGGAAUUCUUCUAUUAAUUGAACGAGAGAGAAAUGGUGAAGCUGUGGACAGAAGCUUAUUGCGAAGUCUACUGAGUAUGCUCUCUGAUCUUCAGGUAUAUAAAGAUUCAUUUGAGCUGAAAUUUUUGGAAGAGACUAAUUGUUUAUAUGCUGCAGAAGGCCAAAGAUUAAUGCAAGAAAGAGAGGUUCCAGAAUAUCUUAACCAUGUAAGUAAACGUUUAGAAGAAGAAGGAGACCGAGUAAUCACCUAUUUAGACCACAGUACACAGAAACCGCUGAUUGCCUGUGUGGAAAAACAGCUAUUAGGAGAACAUUUAACAGCAAUUCUGCAGAAAGGGCUUGAUCACUUACUCGAUGAGAAUAGAGUACCUGAUCUCACACAGAUGUACCAGUUGUUCAGUCGAGUAAAAGGCGGCCAGCAGAUAUUACUGCAGCACUGGAGUGAAUACAUCAAGACUUUUGGAACAACAAUAGUUAUCAAUCCUGAAAAAGAUAAAGAUAUGGUGCAAGACCUACUAGAUUUUAAAGAUAAAGUGGACCACAUCAUAGAAGUGUGCUUUCAGAAAAAUGAAAAAUUUAUCAACUUGAUGAAGGAAUCCUUUGAAACAUUUAUCAACAAGAGACCAAAUAAGCCUGCAGAAUUGAUCGCAAAGCAUGUUGAUUCAAAGUUAAGAGCGGGUAAUAAAGAAGCAACUGAUGAAGAACUAGAAAGAAUCCUUGACAAAAUCAUGAUAAUAUUCAGGUUUAUUCAUGGUAAAGAUGUUUUUGAAGCAUUUUAAAAAGACUUGGCAAAAAGACUUCUUGUUGGAAAAAGUGCCUCAGUAGAUGCUGAAAAGUCUAUGUUGUCAAAACUAAAACAUGAAUGUGGUGCUGCGUUCACCAGCAAACUGGAAGGCAUGUUCAAGGACAUGGAACUUUCAAAAGACAUCAUGGUUCAUUUUAAGCAGUAUAUGCAGAAUCAAAGUGAUCCAGGAUCUAUCGAUCUAACAGUAAAUAUACUUACAAUGGGAUACUGGCCAACAUACACACCUAUGGAAGUACAUUUAACUCCAGAAAUGAUUAAACUUCAGGAGGUAUUUAAAACAUUUUAUCUUGGAAAGCACAGUGGUCGAAAACUUCAGUGGCAAACAACCUUGGGACAUGCCGUUUUAAAAGCUGAGUUUAAGGAAGGAAAGAAGGAGUUUCAGGUGUCUCUUUUUCAAACAUUAGUGCUUCUCAUGUUUAACGAAGGAGAUGAAUUCAGUUUUGAAGAAAUAAAAAUGGCUACUGGUAUAGAGGAUAGUGAAUUGCGAAGAACAUUACAAUCACUGGCUUGUGGUAAAGCACGUGUGCUGAUUAAAAGUCCAAAAGGAAAGGAUGUUGAAGAUGGAGACAAAUUCAUUUUUAAUGGAGAGUUCAAGCACAAGUUGUUUAGAAUAAAGAUCAAUCAAAUUCAGAUGAAAGAAACUGUUGAGGAACAAAUCAGCACCACAGAAAGAGUGUUUCAAGAUAGACAAUACCAGAUUGAUGCUGCUAUAGUAAGAAUAAUGAAAAUGAGAAAGACUCUUGGUCAUAAUCUUCUAGUCUCUGAAUUAUAUAAUCAGCUGAAAUUUCCAGUAAAGCCUGGAGAUUUAAAAAAGAGAAUUGAAUCUCUUAUAGACAGAGACUAUAUGGAGAGAGAUAAAGACAAUCCGAAUCAGUACCACUACGUGGCAUAAUGAAGUCAGCAGACUAUUUUCUUUUAGUAGAACACUAGAAUGUAUCUUCAGAGCAAUGAAACACAUCUGUGCUGUUUCCAAGCUUUUUUGUGAUUGAACCAGCUGCAGAUACUUUUGGCUUAGAAGGAAAGAAAAUGAUUCUUGGAUCAUCCUUUACAAGGGUUAAGAAUUUUCAUAUGGCAUAUGUACUUUUCUCCCCUUCAGUUCUCUUGUUCAUUUAGGCAUUCAAAUUGUUUCUGCUGCUCUGUGCAAAAUAAUUUUGAGAUUGGACAAAAAGAUAUUGGUUAAAAGAAGUUGCUUUAUAAGGUUUUGUCCUUGUGACAAAAGCUGAAGGUUUGGUUUGGGGUUUUUUUUGCGUGUGAUCAUGAAUGCACAAUUUUAAAGAUCCUAAAUGCUGCAUUCUUUAGCUGUCAAGAUUACUUAGGUAUUCCUGAAGACCAGGUAUCUUAGUUGAUGAACAGAUGGAUUGAAAACAAGAACCCUUAAUUGGUGAACAUUAGGAAGAAACAGUCAGUGUUAAAAACUGGCUAAUCAAUUAUGCAAUCCAAAUACUGACAUCUAUCAUUUCAUUUAUUUUCAAAUAAUUUUAAAUUUUGAUGACUGAUUUUUUUAUAAAUCAGGUUUCUAAGUGAGACUUCUUAGAUGUGCCAAGAGGACAUUGUGUGUCUGAUGUGUUUAAUAUAGUAAACCAUCAGCAUCUUUAUUUUAGCAGAGUUAUUUGUGAAUUUACUGUUUAAGGGUUUUGGGGGGGGUUAGUGUGUUUGUGUUUACCAUUCAUUCUAAGAUUGAGUCUAGCAGUCCCUGUUUUUUGCAUUAGGGUAACUGCUGUUUGAUUUUUUUAAAUUACAGUAUUUGUAUUAUUGCUAUAAUAAAGUUUGGUUUUGUUUUUACAGCCAUGCACAGGGACAGUAAUUGUUCUAUGUGCUACACCACUGUAAAAAAUUUUAUAGGAGAUUUAAAUGUCUUGAUAUUGUGAAACAGAGGUUAUUUUGUCAAAAGAUUAAAAGAAUGUUGUUGGUAUCUGGUUUCAUGUUGUGUGUAUAUAUAUAAAGUGAGGUUGAGCAGCAAAAUGAAAAUUCAGUAGUGAUGUUAGUAUGGUAACUAUGAAAAAGAUACUUUUGUUAUAACAUUGAAAAGUACUACUUUAUAUUUUACAUAACAGCAUGUUUCAUUUGAUUAAAAGUUACCAAAGGAAUUUUGAUCAUGGUAUAAGUGUUUAAAGCAAUAUUUUCUGGAAUAUA
Messenger RNA from Choloepus didactylus (southern two-toed sloth), 3727 nucleotides. It is a transcript of the gene CUL4A, whose product is annotated as cullin 4A. Gene Ontology annotation, molecular function: ubiquitin protein ligase binding. Gene Ontology annotation, biological process: DNA damage response; ubiquitin-dependent protein catabolic process; protein ubiquitination. The record is from RefSeq and is a predicted model, not a curated record. Gene Ontology annotation, cellular component: Cul4A-RING E3 ubiquitin ligase complex. Lineage: Eukaryota; Metazoa; Chordata; Mammalia; Pilosa; Megalonychidae.